UAGAGCCAAUGAGGGGAGAAAAGCAGAAAGUAGGGGGUAGAGGGGGCCAUGUUUUGGCCAGUGGGGAAGGCUGUACUGUUGCUGUGCUGCUGGGCAACAACAGACAACUUUCUCAGAAGCAGAGUUUUGCAGACACAAAAAUGGUGCAGAUGGAGAAAGAGGGGGAUGACAAGAAGGAAAAGAAAGGAGAGGACGCGGUGCACCUUCGCAGAGAGAUAGGCCUGCUGCCUGCUGUUUGCUUCAUCAUCGGGACGGUGGUGGGCAGCGGCAUCUUCAUCGCACCAAAGGGGGUUCUGAUGAACAGUGGGAGCGUGGGGCUCUCUCUGCUGGUGUGGGCGCUGUGUGGAGUCCUCUCAUUAUUUGGGGCUCUGUGUUAUGCUGAACUGGGCACUACUUUCACAAAAUCCGGGGGCCACUACACUUAUCUACUGGAGACCCUGGGGCCGCUGCCGGCCUUCUUACGACUCUGGGUGGAGUUCAUUUUCAUCAGGCCGGCUGUGGCGUCCUACGUGUCCCUGGCUUUCGGCCGCUACGUGGUGGAGCCGUUCUUUGCACCGUGUGUUGCCCCCACGGUGCUGAUCAAACUUGUCAGUGUCCUCGGCUUGACAUUUGUCGUGGCUAUCAACUGCUGGAGCGUGACCAUGGCCUCUCGCACUCAGGUCACAUUGACUUUCGUUAAGACGUUUGCUCUGGUCCUCAUCAUCAUCCCUGGCAUCAUCGCUCUGGCCAAAGGAAAGACAGAAAAUUUCCAGAAUGGUUUUGAGGUCGACUCAUUAACACUGGAUAAGCUGCCACUGGCCUUCUAUAAUGGCCUAUACGCCUAUGGGGGAUGGUUUUAUCUGAACUUUGUCACUGAAGAGGUCAUUAACCCAAAUAGAAACAUCCCGCUGGCGAUAAUCUGCUCCAUGGUGGCGGUGACAUUCCUUUAUGUGCUUGUUAACGUGGCCUACUACACCAUGAUGACCCCCGCUGAGCUCCUGCUGUCUGAUGCUGUGGCUGUGACGUUCGCUAACCGCGCUCUCCAGGGAUUAGCUUCGGUGAUUCCAAUCCUUGUGGCCCUGUCCUGCCUCGGAGCACUUAACGGAGGCUUCUUUGGAUCUCCCAGGAUGCUGUUUGUGGGAGCCAGGGAGGGCCACUGGCCACCGAUCUUUUCCAUGAUUCACAUCCGCAGACACACACCUUUACCUGCUGUGCUGUUACUGUACCCCUUGGUGGUGUUGAUGUUAAUCACUGGAGAGAUCUACCAGCUCAUCAACUUUGCCUCCUUUUCUCGCUGGUUCUUCAUCGCCUUGGCAACUCUGGGGAUGCUCAUCCAUCGGUAUCGCUUCCCUCUCCACCCAAGACCUUUCAAGGUGCCCCUGGUCAUCGCUGUCACCUUCACGGUGGUUUGUUUCUUCAUCGUGGGUCUGUCUCUGUAUUCAGACCCCUGGAACACAGGGCGAAGCUGCGCUCUCACACUGACUGGAGUCCCGGUUUACUAUGUGACCGUCUACCGCUUUCGUUUGCCCCAUAGAUGGAGACACAUCUUCGACUACUGCAGCAAGCAGCUGCAGAUCCUUCUGGAGGUGGCCCAACAGGAAGUCCAGACGUACUGAGGACGUCUCAUACCACCUUAACAAAUCCUAGAACUUGGGUAUUGUUUACAAGUGUAGUAUGCUGGAAACUUCUCUUCUCUCUCUCUCUGAGUUUUACAUAGAAAACUGGAGAUUAAGAAUAAGUGAGAGAAUGAAUUAGACAAAAGGUAAAUAGCUUAUGCUGGAGGAACUUUUGUCAACCGUUAUUCAUGAACAUCUUAAGCUCUGCUCUUGAUAGUCUUAUUUUUUAAACUUUUGUAAGAACCAAUAAAGUCAUUUUUGAAUCCCAGAAACAAUCUAUAAAGUGUUUAUAUAAAUAGAAAUAAUAAAAGGCAGCUAUGCUGUGUAGUUUUUCUAAAUACACUGUUUCAUGUUACUGCACUGCAGCUUGUGUGACGCUGUUGAGGUUGCAUCUUGUCCAUUUACAUUGAUUAAAUGUGAGCUGAUCCAGGCUGAUCAUAAGUGUGACAAUAAAAGCGCUUCAUGCUGUAUGAGGCACCAACACCAACAGUUUUAUUGUACAGUCAUAGAAACACCAACAAGGCACAUGCUGCGAGAGCCGUCUGCCAGGAACCACAACAUUCCUCUCUUACUUAACAUCAGCUCCAAAUGUAAACAGAUCUAGUUACUGCAAUGUUAAAACUCUCACAUAUACAUACACACACUCGUGCUGAUAUAGCUGAAGACUUACAUUAUUUUGUGGCAUCUUCAAAAAUGGGAACAUAUCCCAUUCUGGUGUAUCCCAUUGUGCUGCUAAAACUGCUUUCCCCUAUUUUCCCGUUUGCGCUUCAUGACAAAAAAACGAAGGCGGUAUGCAUUGUGAUUGAAAACAAAUACAAUCUGUGCUGGAUAGAUACUAAAUAAUAAGCAUUUUGUUCCCAAAGAUGAUGUAAAUGUGUUGAUGUAAAACCCACGGCAUGCAAAAAUGUCCCUGCCCUGAAGCUGAUACUGGCAUACUGAAGAACAAAUACUGUGAGGACUCUUAAAAGUCAAGUGAUGACAAGUUUGAUCAUAAACAUAACAAUCCUAUUUCUGUUAGUGCUACUUGUAUUACGUUGUCAUUUAUUUAUUUAUUUAUUUAUUUCUAUUGCUAACAAUCCUGCAUCACAAUCUAAAAAUCUAAACGUCGACUCCAGGAAGCUGAACUGAACCAAACGGCACAGAAGCAUCUCCACCGGCUGAUCGGCCAAUAUAAUGUCUUACCAUUUACAUAUGUAAAAGCUAAAUUAUAUAUUAAAGAUGUGCAAAUCAACAUACAUAUACACUCAUACAGUAUUUCUCUUCUCUAGCGAUUCCUUCAAGGGGACAGACGGAUUUGACAGAAUAGAUGAUUAAAGAAAAACUGGUUUCACAGACGGAAAUAAAGAGUGACACCGAGGAAAUUAAUGAGCGAAACAACCAAUGAAAAACCUAAGCCAGAGGCGGAGAGAAACAUCCAAUGACAUGUGAGCAGCUUUGCUAAUUUGACUUGGUAAUUAGAAUUAAAGUGUCCCUGUCAUUCUUUAAAUAAAAAAAAAAAAAAAUCUUA
Seriola aureovittata is the source of this 3102-nucleotide messenger RNA. RefSeq names its product cystine/glutamate transporter-like. Gene Ontology annotation, cellular component: membrane. Lineage: Eukaryota; Metazoa; Chordata; Actinopteri; Carangiformes; Carangidae. The coding region runs from base 9 to 1595 and encodes 528 amino acids. The transcript has 12 exons. The record is from RefSeq and is a predicted model, not a curated record. Gene Ontology annotation, molecular function: L-amino acid transmembrane transporter activity. Gene Ontology annotation, biological process: amino acid transmembrane transport.